GCGAAACUAUAAAAGGUCACCGGGGAGCACCGGACAGAUCACUGCAGUCGACUCUUGUCUGUGUUACCUGUACCCACACAAAGCAAAGACAGCAGAGUUCAGAAUGCCCUUCGCCGGACUGACAGAUGCUGACGUCGCUGCAGCCCUGGACGGGUGCAAAGACGCUGGCACAUUCGACCACAAGAAGUUCUUCGCCGCCUGCGGGCUGACCGGCAAGUCCGACGACGACGUGAAGAAGGCCUUCGCCGUCAUCGACCAGGACAAGAGUGGCUUCAUUGAGGAGGAAGAGCUCAAGCUGUUCCUGCAGAACUUCAAGGCAGGUGCCCGCGCACUGACAGAUGAUGAGACAAAGAAAUUCCUCAAGGCCGGAGACACCGACGGUGACGGCAAGAUCGGCGCUGAUGAGUUCGCUGCCAUGGUUAAAAAGUAAUGUGUCAUACAACGGCCAAUGACCAACAACACCUGCUCUGAUGGAACAACAAAGCCCACGUCGACCUCCCCCCUUUUCAUCUGAAUAUAAAUAAUUUUUAUACAUAUGCUGAACAGACGUUUAUCCUCCUAUGCAACACACUGUCCAAAAUGAUGAUGAUUGUGAAUGUCGCUCGGUUGUGUUCAUGUCUUAAAUAUGAAUUUUGCUUACUGUAAAAUCUCUAUGAUGCACUUUCCAGGAACGAACGGUACAAAAAGAAUAAAUAUUCUUUUGCUAUGGUCUUAUUGGA
Acanthopagrus latus (yellowfin seabream) is the source of this 719-nucleotide messenger RNA. Its product is annotated as parvalbumin beta-like. Gene Ontology annotation, cellular component: nucleus; cytoplasm. The coding region runs from base 104 to 430 and encodes 108 amino acids. The record is from RefSeq and is a predicted model, not a curated record. Gene Ontology annotation, molecular function: calcium ion binding. Lineage: Eukaryota; Metazoa; Chordata; Actinopteri; Spariformes; Sparidae. The transcript is spliced from 5 exons.